Molecule: messenger RNA, 1818 nt
Organism: Lasiodiplodia theobromae
Lineage: Eukaryota; Fungi; Ascomycota; Dothideomycetes; Botryosphaeriales; Botryosphaeriaceae
Exons: 1
Coding region: 1-1818 (605 amino acids)
Molecular function (GO): protein binding
Source: RefSeq, a predicted model, not a curated record
AUGGCGAGUCUACCGCAGGAGCUCUUGGAGCGGAUCGUGUCUUUCGCCGACCGUCAAACCAACGCAAAUCUUCUCACCGUGUCGCGCAAUUUCCAUGUCGCCGUCGAACGAGUCGAAUUUCCGAGGAGCAUUGAUGUCAAUUGCCACAACUUGGACAAACUACUGGAAUUGUAUCAUGGCCAUCGGCUAGCCCUGUUGCGGAAAGUGACGUUUGAAGUUUCCUUCCCCGAGCUCAAACAUUCUCCAGAAGCGCCUCUCGCGUGCCGAGAGAUACCAGAAGAACUGCAGACCAUGGACAAAGACUUCACAAGGCAGAUCAAGGCGCUCUUCACAGCCCUCGACACCCUCCAGGAAAGAGCCUCCUCCUCCUCUUCCGAAUCCCAGCUCCGCCGACUCUCGCUCGAAAUCCAAAUGGCGCGCCAAACCGACGACGGCAACAAGCCCUGCCAUCACCGCCGCUUCACCAGCUGGCGCCUACACCUGCUCGACCCCGAAACACUCCCAGCACUGCCCCUCGUGCACUCUUUCCGCUUCCAAGCCAAAUCCCACACCCACUACAGCCCCUUCGACCACCAGAUCCGCCCCGUCGACCUCUGCGCCAUCCUCGCCAUCAUCGCCAAACUCCCCAACCUCGAAGACCUCGACCUGCCCUACCUCUACGAGCGGCCCCCGCCGUGCCACUACGACGCCAUCUGCGACCACUACGACAAGCCCUGGCCCGGCCCGCUCCGCGACGCCCGCCACGACUUCGCCCGCCGCAUCUUAUCUUCCUCCCCCGCUUCCCCCUUCGCUCCUUCCGGUCUCCGCACCGCCCGCCUCCACUUCUUCGAAGUCCAGCAGCACGGCCCGAGCUUCGACCAGCGCUGUCGCCGUGGCGGGAAGUUGCUGCUGCCCGACCUCGUCCACCCGCUACCCUCCGACCCCCUCAGCGCUGCUCUGCGCCGCUUUUCCCAAGGCCUCGUCGAGCUCGACCUGCGUGCUACGGCUGACGAGACGCUGUUCUGGCCGGCGUCGACGUCACUCGCCGAAGGAGAAGCAGCAGAAGAAGAAGGAGAAGGAGGAGUAGGAGGAGAAGGAGGAGCUGGAGGAGCUGGAGGAGAAGGAGGAGGAGGAGCAUCAGGAGAAGGAGCAGAAAUGCCGUACUGGCCGCGCCUCAAAAGCAUGCGCGUCGAGCUCAACAUCGCGCGGCCGGACGGGUCAUACUGGUUCACCGGCCGCCAGAGCGACGACAGCAGCAGCAGCAACGAACGCGGUUACCCCGUCGACUCCUCCUCCUCCUCCUCCUCCUCCUCCUCCUCCUCCUUCUCGCAACACUACCCGCCAAUAGGCCCGGACGCAGCAGACGAAGAAUGGGACCGCGUCUGGAAUCGCGAAUGGGCGCCACGGACCGGCUGCGGCAUGAGCGGCAUGGAAAGCGUGCGUGAAUACGUUUUCCGCAUCGCGCCGGCGGCCGAACACGUCGAGCGCUUGCUGACGGCUUUCGCGCGGGCGGUGCGGCGGAUGCCGGUGCUGCGGGAGGCCCAGGUAUUCAGCGUGUUGACGAAUGAGGAGUGUCGGGACCGGGAGGAUGAGGAUACUGAUGAGUGGGAUAGUGAUAUUCUUGAUGUGUGUGAUGAUGAGUGGCAUAUUUUUGUGUGGGGGGUGAGGUAUGUGGUUGAUGAUGGUGGGGAGAGGAGGGUGGAGUGGAGGGUUGGUGAUGACGGGUGGAGGCCGGGGAGGAAGGUGUUGGAUGGGUUUGGGGAGGGGGUGAGGCAUGUUUGGCUGCCGACGAAGUAUGGUAUGAUGAGGAUGAUGGAUGGAAGGCUGGAUGUGUACUGA